Molecule: messenger RNA, 843 nt
Organism: Penicillium cosmopolitanum
Lineage: Eukaryota; Fungi; Ascomycota; Eurotiomycetes; Eurotiales; Aspergillaceae
Product: flavo-protein
Exons: 1
Coding region: 1-843 (280 amino acids)
Molecular function (GO): flavin adenine dinucleotide binding; monooxygenase activity
Source: RefSeq, a predicted model, not a curated record
AUGUUGCAAAAAUUUCAGUCUGUUGUUGUCAUCGGAUCUGCGAACACGGCCUUUGACGUUUUAGAGGAUUGCCAUGUAGCAGGUCUCCAGUCAACGAUGAACGUUCGAUCGCCAACUUAUAUGGUUCCGUUAGAAUAUGUUUGCGACAAGAUGAGUCUCGGCGCUUAUGACGCUGGCGUGGAAGCAUCGGACAAUCGUUUCCUGCUGCUCCCCACGGUUGUGGACGGACAGCUUGCCCGCAACCUUUUCAGAUUCUUCGCAUCCCAAGAGCCCAAUCGAUAUGAAGAAUUGAAGGCAGCUGGCUUCCCGGCCCUUGACAGCAGUGAUCCGAGUCAAGCGCUUAUGUAUAACCUUCUCGAGCGAGCUGGUGGACACUAUGUAGAUGUUGGUGGCACCAAGCUGAUCGAGGACGGGAAGGUCGCGGUAAAAGCUAAUGUUGAGCCUGUCGCGUACACAUCGACUGGCCUCCAGUUCUCUGACGGGAGUGUUAUCGAGUCUGAUGCGAUCGUGUGGUGUACUGGAUUCGCGGAUGGGAAUCUGCUUCAGACAGGCGCGGAGAUCUUGGGUGCUGGGGCUUCAAAGGUCGAAGGUAAGAAGAUACUUGGAGCAGAAGAGAUUGUCGCACGUCUUGAAGUGACAUGGGGAGUCGAUGCUGAGGGUGAAAUCCGGGGGAUGUGGAAGCGUAACCCGCGCCUGGACAAUUUUUGGGUGAUGGGCGGCUACACUCAGUUGCAACGUUGGCACUCGCAAACUUUGGCCAUCCAAAUCAAGGCGACCCUGGAAGAUAUCUUGCCACCUGCAUAUCUGGAAACACCCCAGGUUUCAGGCUUAGAAAAGGAGUAA